Molecule: messenger RNA, 3633 nt
Organism: Acaromyces ingoldii
Lineage: Eukaryota; Fungi; Basidiomycota; Exobasidiomycetes; Exobasidiales; Cryptobasidiaceae
Exons: 2
Coding region: 108-3551 (1147 amino acids)
Biological process (GO): nuclear migration along microtubule; mitotic spindle orientation checkpoint signaling; establishment of spindle localization
Cellular component (GO): spindle pole body; cell cortex; mating projection tip
Molecular function (GO): microtubule binding
Source: RefSeq, a predicted model, not a curated record
GGACAAGACGCGUCUUGCUUUGGACAAAGGGUAUACAAAACACACACACGCCUGUACAGUACGUCGAAUUAGGCUUCCCAUCAACCCAACCCUCCUCGAUCGACCCAAUGAUGGAGGAGGCGGCGGCUCGGGAUGUGACGCCGACGAGGCGGGGGGUCAAAGGUGUCGUGGCGAGCGAAAGUGGUGGCAGUCUGUUGGCGAGGAGCAGGCUCGUCAAGAGCUUGGACGACGACGAGGACGACGACGAGGGCGACGAGGCUUCUACGACACCCGUAAAGGGUGGCAAGGGCAACAGAAGUGGUGCGGGCCCCUCAGCUUCUCCAUUCAUGAGCACCUCCGACUCGGCAGGCUCUGCUUCAGAGAUGCUGGCAGCUUCACUAUCGGCUAUCAAGCUCGAAGACGACGACGACGACGACGACGACGAAGAUGAGAGUGAAGGCAGGCGGGGGGCGAGACGGGACACAGCCGGGGAGGAAGUUUCGGAAGAGAGUGCCAAUGACGGUCUAGCGCUCGUGGGAGAGGGCCUCGAAGCGAUCAGAGCGCAAAUCUUCGAGAUGCAGGAAAAGAGGCACAGAGACGUCUUUGCCAAAGUUGGCGAUCACGUCGAAGAAAGCAAGGGCGAAGGAGCCGACGAGGGUGGGCCCGAGACGCACGCAAGUGCGAUGGACAGGGCGAUGAUCAAGACGAACGGCCUGCUGGAGACAGUCUCGGAGCGAAUCAGGACAGUUGAUGGGCAGUUGACGAAGCUCGAGGAGCGAGAAAAGGCAGAGGGGGACGAAGAAGUAUGUGAUGAGUUUGGAGUCAGGAAGAAGCUGGGGCAUGGGAAGAGAGGCAGCGUAUCGAGCCUGUCCAGCCUAGGAAGCUUCGAUGAGGCCUUUUUCAGCCCUCCAGGGGGAGUGUCAGGUCUGCGAAAGCGGUUCCUCAACAUGCUCGAGGAUUGGGCCAAGUUGCAGCAGGAGGUCAAGGCUGCCGAGGAGGAGCUGAGUGCAGACAAGUACAUGGCAAUCUUUACCUCGAUCAGCUCCCAGACACAAGACAUUAUGGACAGUCUCGACAAGGCUCUGGCACAGUGCCACGACUUUGUCUUCACCUUCAAUCGAGACCGCGCGGGUGCGGCGCUCGGUGGUGUAGACAGCGACUGGGCGCCUGAAAUGAGGCUGGAGGAGCUCCGACGGAUCAAGAGAUCUUUUGACAUCAAGAAGCAGUCGUACGGACCCGCAUGCGAGUCCAUGUUCAGCGCAAUGGAGAGGGGAGUCAAGGAGCGAUCGGUCAAGAAUGGCUCCAUUUUGAGACAGUUCUCGGAGCUCAAGACGAGGUGGCGAUCUUUGAGGGAGAGGACGGCAAGGAUGGACAAAGAGCUCAAGAGGAUCGAAACGAGUCUGAUGCGUGAGGCUUCCAGUCCAGCCAGCUCAAAUUCACUCUCCCUUCACAACUCGCCUGCUGGGAGUCUGCACUCAUCGGCAGCUAGAGAGCAGAGUCACUUGGGCUACGGCGCUUCGCCUUCGCGGAAGCUGCUCCAGCCAAAGAGUCCUAAACGUAAUGCGAGCAACAUCAGCGGUACGUCGACAAUACGGACUCACGGGAUGCGAACCUCAUCGGCGUCUUCUGCCUCUCUCUCAUCUUCUUUGAAUCGGUCUCCCUCCGAAGCAAUCAACCUUGCAUCUCCAUCCUCGUCACCGCCCGUCAAGCCUCCCAAGAGCGUAUAUCGCAUGUCAAUGCUCGAUACAUCUUUGACCCAUGGAAAGGAGAACGCCAACACGACAGCGAAUCAUAGCCGAUCGUUGUCCACUGACGCAACCCGCGUUCAGCUCGGAGCCUUGCGAACGCCUCCGCGCGGCUCUUCUGUGGAUGCUCAAGCCUACCCUGCAACGACAUCAAAAAUACCGUCGUCAACAUCGAGCUCCUCGCUCGCUGAUCCGCUCGAAAAGUUUGGUUAUCCGGGCGAUCUUCGGCAGCCUUCGACUCGGUCGCCAAAGCAUCGGAUAAGAGCCCUUUCCCCAAAUCCACCGUCCAGCUGGCGGAGAUCGUCAGCGUCAACAUCUGUCAACGGUCAGACGACGCCCUUGAGGGGCAGAGACUCAUCUUCGACCUAUUCUGAAUCACAACCUCCAAAUGUGCCGGGCGACAGCCCCUCGACGCAAUUUGGUGAUGCCGAUUCCACGCCCGACGAGGUGCUCCUGGAUGAUGGCGUCCUCAGUUUUUCGCCUCCGCAGCAGCGGCCUCCGCGGCCAGCGUCCGUUGCUGGCAUGUUCUACCGGCCCCCAAGCGCGACGGGACGGUACACUGACAUGGACGAAGCUUCUACAAGAGGCUACGCCGAUGACCCUGCCGUCCCUGCGACAGGUCGAAGUCGAAUCCCUCGGCUAAGUGCCGGCCAACAAGAACGACCAGGUUCGUCCCUAUCGCAGACCUCUUCAGCAAUGACGGCAACAAGGAUCCCUUCAAUUCGUUCCUCUGUAGCGACUGCGACCGCUCCUCCUCCUUCUUCUUACAUGACAGACCGAGGUGCCAGUCGAGACAGCAUGAUGACACCGGAACCCACCAUUGCUGCCCGAGCUCGACGACUAAAUCUAUUUGCACCUGCUUCAACCCCACAUCGCUCCUUUGCCUCUUUCAGCGCUUCAUAUGCCCCAUCUGCCACCAGCACUACCCCUCGCAGCGUUACACCUUCUUCCUCUUCUACUGCGACUACAGCGAAAAGGUCGAGCCGACCUCCGCCAGCUAAAUACAACGCGCCAGGAUCGAUGGCGACAUCUACGACACGACCACUCAACAUCAGCAAACGAAAUUCUUCGCUGUCCAUGGGCACCUCUGCCGCUCCUCCACCCACCUCGUCUGGUCGUUCGACGCCCCUAUCGGCAGCCUCCUUGGCUGACUCACAGAGAAGACUUUCGUCGUUGGCCGGAUCCUCGCCUCAAGUCACGAACCGGUCAAGUGGCAUCCGGGGAGGUGCGAUGAUGAGUAGCUCCACUUCCUCCUCCGUUGCAAACUUUAGAGCUUCUCGGGCGGCCGCCGCAGGGAACCAGGGCAAUGCUUCGACAUUUGCAGGCGAUGCUUUUCGAUUUCCGACUUCGAGGCAAGGAGCACACAGCAUCAUCAGUGGUGGUGGCCCACCCUCUGCUUCCUCUCGGACGGCUUCGGGUAUCCCAUAUGCUCAGAGCGCGACUUCGGGCAGAGUCACGCCCACGUUUAGUGAUUCAGGUGCCAGCGCGAUCUGGGGCAGAGGUACAGGUCGGGCAGCCUUGCAACGGAGCAGGCCUUACCGGCCAAAGGAUCGCAACGACCCUUUGGAUGCCGAGGUGGCACACAUUGUCAACCAGCUCGGGGUCCAGACGGAGCGGGUGGAUGGGCAGCCGGCGGGAGGACCCAACAGGAUGGUCAGGUACGACAUUGGUGGAAGGGUCAUUGUCUGUAAAUUACUCGAGCUGCACCGACCCUCGGGCAUGGUCGGAGGGCAGCAGCAGGAGAAGGCGAGAAAGGUGCUCACGAGAGUCGGGGGCGGCUGGAUCGACCUCGAGCAAUAUGUUCUUUCGAGAAUGGGAAGCAUGUAGAUUUCAAACGCAUACACACUCAAACCAUCACAGAUCACCCACGACUUCCUCAGCAUGUUCCCAUCGCUUCUUUCCAUUCAUG